Messenger RNA from Python bivittatus (Burmese python), 3397 nucleotides. The record is from RefSeq and is a predicted model, not a curated record. NCBI's taxonomy places the organism in Eukaryota, Metazoa, Chordata, Lepidosauria, Squamata, Pythonidae.
AGGCCUGGUAAAUAAAAAAUUCAAUGUAGUCUGUUAAAGAUUUGAACCUAUGCUUCCCCUAUUUAUUUCCAGAACUCUAGCAGCUGCAACCAUCCAAUAUCCAUCUGUCUGUCGGUGUAUCUAUAGGUUCUCUUAUUUGUUUCAUGGGCUUUUAAAAACUUACUUGAACUUUAAUUUGCAGCUUGUAUUACUUUGUAAAGAGGAAAAAGCUAAUGUUAAAAAUCAAUCAAUAUAAACAAUUCAUUCCACUAAGGGCAUCAGAUUCCAGCAACUUGCUAUCUUACAUGCUUACUUAGAUCUUGAUACUAAAUGUUUCUGAUUUACUUACCUUUCUCAGUAAAGUAUGGUCGAUUUGACCCAGAAGAUCGACGGAGCAGGCACUGUCCAUACCUGGACACCAUAAACAAGAGCGUCCUGGAUUUUGACUUUGAGAAGCUGUGUUCAAUCUCACUCUCUCAUAUCAAUGUCUACGCUUGUUUGGUGUGUGGGAAAUAUUUCCAGGGCCGGGGCCUGAAGUCACAUGCUUACAUUCACAGUGUCCAGUUCAGUCAUCAUGUGUUCCUCAACCUUCACACCUUGAAGUUCUAUUGCCUGCCGGACAACUAUGAAAUCAUUGACUCUUCUCUUGAAGACAUCACUUAUGUGUUGAAGCCCACCUUCACCAAGCAGCACAUCACCAACUUGGACAAACAGGCCAAACUGUCACGCGCCUACGAUGGCACUACAUACCUGCCAGGCAUUGUUGGACUGAAUAACAUAAAAGCAAAUGAUUAUGCAAAUGCAGUUCUCCAGGCAUUGUCAAAUGUCCCACCCCUGCGGAAUUACUUUCUGGAGGAAGAGAAUUACAAAAAUAUUAAGCGCCCUCCAGGGGAUAUCAUGUUUCUGCUGGUUCAGAGGUUUGGAGAACUCAUGAGGAAGCUGUGGAAUCCCCGGAAUUUCAAAGCUCAUGUCUCUCCCCAUGAGAUGCUGCAAGCUGUGGUUCUGUGCAGUAAGAAGAACUUCCAAAUCACCAAGCAAGGUGAUGGAGUUGACUUCCUUUCCUGGUUCCUGAAUGCCUUGCACUCUGCUCUUGGGGGGACAAAGAAGAAGAAAAAGACCAUUGUAACAGACGUCUUCCAGGGCUCCAUGCGGAUAUUUACCAAAAAAUUACCACACCCUGAUCUGCCCGCAGAGGAAAAGGAGCAGCUACUCCAGAAUGAUGAGUAUCAAGAAAAAAUGGUGGAGUCUACCUUCAUGUACCUGACCCUGGACCUCCCCACUGCCCCCCUCUACAAGGAUGAGAAGGAGCAGCUCAUAAUUCCACAAGUGCCGCUUUUCAACAUAUUGGCCAAGUUUAACGGAAUAAUGGAAAAGGAAUAUAAAACAUACAAAGAGAACUUCCUAAAGCGCUUCCAGCUCACCAAGCUCCCUCCUUACCUCAUUUUCUGUAUCAAGAGGUUCACCAAGAACAACUUCUUUGUGGAAAAGAAUCCCACCAUUGUCAACUUUCCCAUCACGAACGUAGAUCUCCGAGAAUACCUCUCUGAAGAAGUGCAGGCUGUGCAUAAGAACACAAUCUACGACCUCAUCGCAAACAUUGUGCAUGAUGGUAAACCUGCUGAAGGAGCCUACCGGAUUCACGUCUUGCAUCAUGGCACAGGCAAGUGGUAUGAGUUGCAGGACUUGCAGGUGACAGAUAUCCUCCCCCAGAUGAUCACGCUGUCUGAGGCUUACAUCCAGAUCUGGAAAAGGAGAGAAAACCAAGAAGAGAGCCACCAGCAAGGAACAUGAAAAAGGAACAGGCCCAGCUAGAGGUUGGAGCGUUGCUGCAGAUGGAGGGUUCCAAACACGGGUUGCCUGGGCUGUUCUGGGAAGCUGGUGAACCUUUAGAAACCGUGUCCAGUUUUGUUUCUCUGUCAGUGGAGGUUCCUUACUGGCACUUCGGCCUUGAUGCAGGAGCAGCAGCAGCAGCAGCAGCAAGUAGGCUGGUCUUCACUCCUCUGGGCACCACUAAUGCAAUCCUGUUUCAUCCUCCACUUGGAGAAGGUCUUGUGGGGGGGAUGGACAUUUCUGCUCCUCUCUCUGCAUUAAACUUUUUUUUUCCUAAAUGUUUAUUUUUCCUAACGUUGCUGUUUUCCUGUUCUCUUCUUCCCUCGUGCCCCCAAAAACACUUGCUUCAAACAAGGCAAGCAUCCCACCCAGAGGGGGUAUGUGUUAGGGACUUUCACAUUAUUCAGAUGCUGCUUUUGGUAAUAAAGGAACAAGCACGCACACGCUCAGCAGGAACAGGUUCUUUAAGGAUAUGCAGAAACAAAAAUCUAAACAGCAACAAAAUGUAUUGUUAAAAAGAGCUCCAUGUGUUCAUGCUAUAUUCACCUCACAUACCCACAGACAAGCCCUCUAUAUCAGGUUGAUCAGGCACUGCCAAAGGGGAAUGGGAACCAUCAGGUGUAGAUCACACAAGAUGGACAGAGGGAUGAGGAGGCUCUGGGCCUUUCAGAACCUCGGCUACUUUGCAGUCUGUAUGGCUGGGCAGACGUCUGCUGUUGACUCCCAGCCAGGAGAAGGGAAAAUUGUUUUGGCAACCUUGGCUUUCUGCCCAGAAAUUCUGAGAUGUUACAUAAGCCUUCUCUGAAUAUGUCACCCAGCAGCGGCUCUGAUGAAACCCCUCUUCCCCACCGUCAUGCCUGCACUGCACAACAUUGGUUUUCAAACUUUGUAUGUAUGUAUGUAUGUAACCACACUCUUUGGAUCCUGUUCAGGCAUUGAGGUUUCUGCUUUUCCUGUUUGUUACUCUCCUAAGCCAGGGCUGCACAACCUUUUCCAGGACCAGACUUGGAUUUUGAGCAGUGCACUGGAGAUCCUGUGAGCCAGGAUCAGAACAGAAAGAAAAAAGAAAUUUAAAAAAUACUGCUAAGGAGACCAAUGUUCAAGUCUCCACUGAACCCUGCUGCUCACUGGAUGAUGUUGGGCCAGUACUUCUCUGUGUGUACUUUUCUAUCAGAGAAAGCCAGGGGAAAAAGCCUCCUUGUGCUCCAGUUGCAAAAUGUGACCCUCAAGCCCACUGUUUCCUAUCAGGAGAAUAAUACACCCCUAUUGGAAGACCCACACUGGUUGCUUAUUGUUCUCUGGCUUAAUUUAAGGGGACGGUUUUAAUGUUUCCUACCCUAAAUUAUUUGAAGAACUGCGUAUCCCAAGGUUGACCAUGCCUGAACAGUGAGGUCAGCGGGGUGUGUGUGUGUUUUUAAAGAUUUUCUGGAGUCGAUUCAACUAGCACUUGGGAGGGUCUGGAUAGUUAGCUACCAUGAAUGUUCUUUGGGUAGAAAUGGUUAUAAAUCAAAUAAAUGACAUAUAAUAAUUGUGCCCUGCCUUCUCAGGGAAGGGGUGGGAUAUAAAAUAAUAAAAUCAAUACAUUAUA